Messenger RNA from Plasmodium vivax (malaria parasite P. vivax), 1866 nucleotides. RefSeq lists its product as hypothetical. NCBI's taxonomy places the organism in Eukaryota, Apicomplexa, Aconoidasida, Haemosporida, Plasmodiidae. The record is from RefSeq and is a predicted model, not a curated record. The transcript has a single exon. The coding region runs from base 502 to 1866 and encodes 454 amino acids.
AAAGAGGAGAGGUGAAGCAAAGUGAUCGCCACUCAUUACGCGUUAAAAUGCGGAGCGAACCCCUUCGUUUUAGAAAAAAAAAAAUAAACAAAUGAGUGAUUCGCCGCCAUUGGUGCGAUUUUAAAUGUAGCUAAGUUGGGGAGAGAGCCACAUCGCACCAUGGUUAGAUGCAAAAAAGGGGGGUGCAUAUGUGACUUGGCAAUAGGGCAAUUUGGCAGUAGCGCAAUUUGGCAACAUGGCAAUUUGCCGAAUCGGUGAACCAGCGAGAGAAAACGAAUGACAGGAUAGCGGCACAGCUGCUAUCGUCGCAGUGGGAAUUACCCAAGCGGAACGAUCCAGCGGUGGAAGACCCCAAAACAUGGCGCGACAGCAAAAGGCCGCGCGCAAAGCAGCCCAAAAUAAAGUGAGAAUCAAGCGCGGAGACGUAGGGGCCACGGAAAAGAAAAUCAAUAAAUUAGGGUUUUAUACCUACACAUUUUUACAACGCUGAAAUGGGGGAAAAUGAAUAUACUAUAUUUUCCCACCUUGAGUUUCUCCCUGCACAUUUUUAUGAACGCACUCAACUGUUGCAAAGCGCAUUUUGUGGCUAGCAAACUUUCGCCUACCAACAACGUGUUAGUAACGAACGUACAGGCGAGUAACCAGUUCAGUUACGAAAAGAGAAUUCCACAAGUUGAGAGAAGCUUGGUAGGAUUCUCCCCUUAUAGGGGGAUUCGAAACAAGAGGAAAUGCUUCCACUACCUCAGAAUACAUGCCAUAGGGGGGGAAGCCCAAUUUGGCAAAAAACUCAACUCAGUGGUGCCUUCAAAAAGGGGAAAAUUCCCCAACGUGCGCAAUUUACAAGUUAGGGGGGAGAAGAACACUCAAAAUGGUGAUGAGGUGAACAGCGGCACUGACAUGAGAAGUGGUAAUAAUGGUCUUCACACAAACGAUGGGGCGAAAGAAAAGAUGAAUGGUAACCAGGAAUGCCUCAUCAACCCAGAAGUGAUAAAAAAUAUAAAAGAAAACCAAAGUGGAGAUGAUGCGGGUACCCCGUCCAAUGAAGCAGAAAGGGGAAAUUUCCAUCUGCUGGAACAUUUCACAUCGGAAGGUGACAAUUCCCUAGUUAGCAAUUUAAAACCGGAAGAAAGCAAAGAACUUAUAGAUAGCAAUUACUUUAAAAAGAUGAUGGACGAUUUGAAUUUAAAAGAGGAAGAAAUUAUGAAGCUGCUUAAAAGAAGCGAAAAGAAUGUUUCCAGCUUGAUUAACAAAAAUUUAUCUCUGGAGCAGAUUGAAAAAAAUGCGAAAAAUGAAGAGGCGCAAAAUGAAGAGCUCUUUGAUACCUACAUGAACAGCAACAGCUCCAAAGUUGGGAACUUUAUUAACUUUAAAAAAAUUGGGAAAAAAUAUAAAGACGUUAUUUCGCAUGUUAUAGCCAUUUUUUUGAGCAAGGGGAAAAAAUUUACCGAAAUGGCUAAGCAGAUAGAGGAAGACAAAAACGAAAUUAACAUGUGCGUCUCCCUUUUGGAAGAAAAUAUCCUUUUCAACAGUUUGAGCAAAGAUGUCAUCAUCGAAAUUGUUAAGAAGUCCGUUUUACUGGGACACUUGAAUGAGAAGUUUUCAAACGACGCAGAGAAUUUUGAGUGGAGCAAACAGGUCGAAAGCUGCAUCAUGCAGUCCGUAUGUAAUCAUAAUUUUAAAAUAAAAUUUAUUACAUACUCGAAUAAUAGCAUUAGUGUGACUGUGGUCAGCUCGAAAAAUGUGCAUAUCGAUUCGGAUGAGUACGACGAGAUUGAGGCUUCCAUAAAGAAUGCCCUGGAGGACUAUGAACGGGCUAAUGGCCUCGACAUUUUCUCCUCCUUCAACAUUCUCGUGCACUUUAGUUGA